Marasmius oreades (fairy-ring Marasmius) is the source of this 753-nucleotide messenger RNA. RefSeq lists its product as uncharacterized. The transcript has 4 exons. The record is from RefSeq and is a predicted model, not a curated record. Lineage: Eukaryota; Fungi; Basidiomycota; Agaricomycetes; Agaricales; Marasmiaceae. Bases 1 to 753 code for a protein of 250 amino acids.
AUGUUUGAGCACCAUCUCGCCAAGUACAAGGAAAUUAAGCGCAACAGGUCUGCAGUGGAAAACUGGAACAGGGAAAAAGAACAGCAUCUCAAGUUGGCCACGAGCCAUGCUAGCCAAUGUCGUAUCUGGGACAGUAAUAAUCGCGGUACAGAACAAAAGAGACUCCGAAAUGAACGUCGUCAAGAAGCUAUCAAAAGGUUAUCUGCGUCAGGUUGGGGGCCAGAGGAACUGAGACACAUGGAAUUUUAUUACCACCGUCUGUUUGAGCUGUCGAAGCCUAUCACGGAACGAACAUGGAACAACCUCGAACCUCAACUAGUUCGUGUUCUUCGCCGACUCAAGUACCGUCGCCUCGAAAAAGAACGUUGUUAUUCUCUAAAGUCACGAUACAAACUACUCAAGAUCGCUUAUGAGAACAAGAAGUACGGAAACAGGUUGACUAUAUAUCCCCCACUCUCCGAUCUCAUUCUGGAUGGAAUCCUCGGGUCCAUCGAUGACACGAUCUGGAACACACCACUAGAGCAGAAAUUGACCAUAUCGGUCUUCAUCGACGCUCUACAUGACGCCGCGGCUGAAAUCGCAGAGUUUUCGCUAAAAUGGAUCAAGCAGAACAGUCUAGACCUUACAAAACUCUUGCGAAGAUCCGGACUCGAUGGGGACUAUGACUUACGCACGACAAUCUUUUCCUGCAAAUACUGUGGAGAAAAAACCUGGGUACCCAGGAUUUUUAUGCACGAUUGUUACUACUUAUAG